UUAGGCCUGUUACUGUACCUGUGGAAAUGUUUAUUGAUGAAUUGGUUAUUUUUUUUUUAUUUAAAUUGUUUGUUUGUUUUAAAUGUUUAUUUGUUGUUUUUGUCUUUUUUUUUAAAUAAAUGUUUGUAGCUAUUCGUUUUUUUUGUCUCGUGUCUUCGUUGUUCUUAGGCAACUUUUCUGUUCCUUGUUUUUAAAUUUUGUUUUGGUGGGUAGCACCAGGGUGAUUAUUACCUUUAGGGAGCAUUUUCCUUCUUUUUGACUUUUCCGCGCUUUUCUUCUUCAUGCCACCUUUUUGACACUUUUUUGUGUGGCCAUGCCCCCUUUUGGUGAUUUGUAAAGGUCCCUGGUUAGCACCCAUAAAAUUUUUUGAUCACGACAGUUUUUUGGGUUUUUGGGAACAAUAUUUUGACGUUUAGUGUAUUUCAGUCGAGUUUCUGAGGGAGGGAGUUUUGAUGUUUUAUCCAAAAAGAAUUUUUCGGAGGCAAUACUAUUCUAUCCUAUUUGUUCUUUAUUUCUAUCAACUAAAAGAUGAUGUUUGGUCAAAUUUUUGUGAAAGUGAAGGUUGUAGAAUUGUUAAAGAAGAGAAAAAACCUUUAAAUCCAACUCAAAGAAAAAUAUGGAAUUUGAUGGAACAUCCAGAUUCUUCAUUUUUGGCACGCAUUCUUGCCUCAAUUUCUGUUGCUGUUAUUAUAAUUAGUACAGUCUCUUUUUGCCUUGAAAGCAUUCCAGAAUUAAAAUCACCUACAGACAGGGAAUGGUCUUCACCUUUCUUUUGGAUUGAAUUUUGUUGUUGUUUAUGGUUUUCUAUUGAACUCGUUAUUCGUUUUAUUGUAGCACCAAGCAGGACAGAUUUUAUGAAGUCAUUUUUAAAUGUACUUGAUUUUGUUGCAGUUGCUCCAUUUUUUAUAAAUUUAAUUUUACACGACGCUGAAAAUAAAAAUUCUUCAUCAACAUCAUUUGCUGUACUUCGUAUAGUUCGAUUAGUUAGAGUAUUUAGAAUAUUUAAAUUAAGUCGACAUUUUACUGGAUUACAAGUGUUGGGAAAGACUUUCCGUGCUUCUAUACAAGAAUUCUUUUUAUUGAUUUUCUUCAUGGGAAUAGCUUUAGUUCUCUUCUCCAGUGGUGUUUAUUUUGCAGAACAAGGAGAACCUGGAACUAAAUUUACUUCAAUACCAGCAACUUUUUGGUUUGUUUUAGCAACAAUGACAACAGUUGGAUAUGGCGAUUUGGUACCAAAUGGAGUUUAUGGAAAAAUUGUUGGUUCGUGUUGUGCUUUAAUUGGUGUAUUAACAUUAGCUUUGCCUGUUCCUAUUAUUGUAGCCAAUUUUAAACGUUUUUAUCGUCAAGAAGUUAUAUUAGCCAAAAUGUAUGAACAAAAUUCACGUCCAGAAGAAAUUAGUGCAUUUAUUAAACAAAAAGGGAAACAUGGAGGAACAUUUAAAAUUUCUAUUAAUGGAAUAAAAAAAGAGGAUGGUGAGGAUGAUACUGAUGUUGAAGGAGGAGGAGGAAGAGGUUUUUUUGAUCAACACAAAAUUGGGGUUGAUUCAAGCACUUUGUUGGUUUAA
Messenger RNA from Meloidogyne enterolobii, 1565 nucleotides. NCBI's taxonomy places the organism in Eukaryota, Metazoa, Nematoda, Chromadorea, Rhabditida, Meloidogynidae. The record is from the annotation of a GenBank genome assembly.